Molecule: messenger RNA, 3615 nt
Organism: Biomphalaria glabrata
Lineage: Eukaryota; Metazoa; Mollusca; Gastropoda; Planorbidae
Product: protein FAM177A1-like
Exons: 5
Coding region: 126-617 (163 amino acids)
Source: RefSeq, a predicted model, not a curated record
ACUUAAUUCUAUAUAUGUAUAUAGAUCUAGAUUCUAGAUCUUCAUUUUUCAUGUAUUUUUUUUUAAACUUUAGUUAGAAGACUUCUGUCUUUACAAUAAUCUGGCAAAUUUGCGUCUUUAGAAACAUGGCUGACGUUUACCCAGCAAAUACUAUUUGCACAGAAAUCAAUAACCAAUACACUGCCCUGGAUGUAGUUCCAACACACAAGAAGUUCAAAGCACCAAAAAGAGUUCUUCAUUUUAGCGAUGGCAUUCUAGAAGAAUAUUCUUCAGAUGAAGAAGACUCAGCACCAGCUCCAGCUAGCACAAGUAUAAACCCUAAAGAGUUGGCAUGGGCACCUUGGUUUGUUCAUCAACUUACUACAGCCUUUCACAAAUCUCUAAGAGGUGCAGACUUUUGUGGAGAAAAACUGGCUUGGUUGUUUGGUAUCACAACUCCCAAAUAUCAGUAUGCUCUGGAUGAAUAUAGGCGAAUGGAAAAAGAGCAAGAGGAAGAACGUAUCAGGAACCAGAAACUGCAUGAAGAAUCUCAAGGUUUGUCUGUGGUAAAUGUCAGCCUACAUGGUACCAAGCAGUAUUCAAAGGAAAACACUUCUGACAAGGGAGAGCAUUUUUAAUGAGGCAAAGCUUUUCUGACAAGGCUUAUGUUGUAUACGGAUCUUUCAUUUCUUUGUCUAAUACUCCAAAUUUUCUUCUCUCUUUGAUGUAUUGACUAAUUAAAGAACUGACGUGGAUUGUUUUUUUGUAAUUGAAAGGAGUUUUGCUGGAUGGCUUUGUUACUUUUAUAAGGAAUUAUGGCCCUUAAAAUAUAAAUGGUGGGUGCAAUAUAAUUUAAUGAUUUAUAAUAUUGAAGGUUUAAUAAUAUAUUGUAUAAAUAUGUUAUUUCAUUUACUUUUGCAUUUAUGAUUAAUUUUGUGUUUGUUUUUUAGAAAAAAAGAGCUUGUAGUUGAUAAUAUUUGUAGGCUUCUUUUUUCCAUCUUUAAGCUAGUAUAAUUUUUGUAUCAGUUCAUUAGGAAAAGUCUACCCACCUUGACUGUACACCAAAAAUACAGGUAUUUCUUGGUAGCCUACAUUUUAAAUUUUGCAGUAGAAAUAAUUUUACUGUUGUUCAGACAGUGAGCAAAGCUUCUGAGGCUUUGUGAUUUGUUGCUCUAUUUUAGUAGGCUUUCUUCAAUAAUGUUACUUAUAAACUGCAAGAAGAAAUGUUAAGAUGAGCCUAAAACCAUGUGCAAACUGGCUGGCUAAGAUUUUUAAAUUCUUAAUAAAUGAUGUUUCAAUAACCAUUUAUUUUGAGCAAACCAGUCUGAAAUCUAGAUAUAUAAUUCUAUAGGUCAGUGUGGUGUAACUGAAAACAGCACUCUAUUUUUCCACAGGAUAAACUGGAAAAGAGCCUAGAAAAAAAGCUGGCUAGAAGAAGCGGGUCAAUUUAUUUUAAAAAUUAAUGUUUUUAUAUUAAAAUCAGAUGGGGAUACUAUCUUGCACAUGAUGUUUUAUUGAUAUUUGCAAAGAAACAUAUUUUAUAAAUAAAAUGUUGGAGAUGUCAUAGUUGUGGAAAUAAUUGAACAUCUGUCACUUAUUUAUGAUCUAUCAAAAACUUUCUUUUUCAAAAUAUUUUGCUUGUACCUACGAAACAGUUUUACCAAUUUUCUUACCUUAAGAUGCUUUUAAUUCAUAGAUAUUUCUGACUUAUAGUUCAUUAGUUUGUAUUGGUCAUUGGAAUACUGUGUGUUCAUAAGUUAAACAACUUGUGUGUAUCAACAAUAAAUUUUAGUCUCACUCCACCUACACUGAAUGUUGAUCCUGUUCAUGAUAGCAAGAUCUGUAGACUAACAUACUUAAUGAUGUGAUCAUUGCAUCUAAUGUAUUGAGAACAUAUUUUCAGUUUAUAAUUUAAAAAAAACAUACACACACUGAAAGAUGUUUAGCACAGCUCCAUUGUGAACAUUGUAUUCUACAAGUGUAGCAUUCAUUGGACUCUGAAGAUAAAUGAAGAGUGCAGUAUUUCAUAUGGCUAUGCAGUCCCAGCUGUGACCUACAUAUUUUACUACAUCCAGCACAGACAUAACCUUUGUCCACCGGUGGUUGAUUUAGGUUCUCUUUUUGCCGCUUCUGUCGUCGGUAGUGGAUUUUCAUUUGGUCUUAAAUGUAUAUCCUGUGGCCUUUGUUAGGAAUCUCCAGCUGUCUCGUUCAGAAGGCAAGUUGGCACCAAAGCUGGUAUUUAAAGAUAUAAAUUAUGAUAUUUUUUUUAAAGAAAAAAUGUGCUCUGCUGGGAUAAUGCUAAGCUGAUUUUGGUAAUACAUUUUCAUUGUGUAGAGUUUGUUACAAUUUUUUAAUAAAACUUUCCUAACAUAACACAUUAGAACUAGCUGUCAAAAUCCUUUUAUUUUGUUCUUUAAUGAAAGUAAGAUCAUUGGGGUAUUUAACACAGAAGAAAAUAUUACACAUCCUGGAACUUUUUAUCUUACAGAUGUCAUCUCAUCUCUGCCAGCUUUUUCCAUCUCUGCAAUUGCUUUCUUUUGGCCUAGUUCUAAUGCCAUUUGUUUUAAACUUUCUAUAUAUUUAUAUAGCUUUACUGGUACUAAUCUGUCAUAACAUUUGCAGAAGUUGUUUUUUUCUUUGCUAGUAAUGUAAUUUUUAUUUGUAUGUUUCUGACUCAAAUAAUGUAAAAUCUUACUUGAUUUUAGUCAACUAGUAGAGUAAAAAUGUUCCUUUUUCUUUUCACAAACACUUCUUGGGUCUGUUUGGUUUAAAACAGAACUUUUCAACCUCUUUUAUUUGUACAUUUCAAAUGACCCUAUCUUCACCUAGCUCAACAUUUAUUUAAGUGGAUGUUUGCUAGGACAAACAUUGAACACCAGCACCAAGUGUCCACCAAAACACUGUAGAUCAAAGUAUUUGCAUAAUGAUCAGAUCUACUUGAGUAUUUGUAUAUAACAGAAGGUUGAAACCAAUUUGUUUUGUGUUAUAGUAUUUACAAGACUAGUCAUUGAAAAAAAAAAGGGGGUGGGAUGAUUAGUCUUGUAGGUGGUUGUUCAUUAGUAACACUCUGCCUAGAGGGUUUCUAGAAUUUAGCCUCUUAAAUGUGUAUGAUAUCUGUGAUAAAUGCAAUGAUAGAAUAGUAAUUAGUAAAUAUAGUGAAAAUUUGUAAAAUAGGAUAACAUUUCAGGCAUUUAUUGUUAUUGUUUUUUUUUUUAGUUUACAGUUUUUUUCAUUAAAAGUCGUGUAAAGUCUAACAAAAAAAAUAAAUAAUAAUAAUAAAUAAUAUUAAAUUUAAUAACAUGUAACAGUGUCUAACAGGAUUUGAGUGUUAAAGCUUAUUGCAAGAUCUGAACAGAUCAAUGGGCUUUGUUUUAGAAAAAUAAAUUGUGGACUUGACGCUAUAUGUACAUCUAUAGUAUAAUUAGAGUUUGCUAACAUUACUCGUGAUUAAUUUGAGAGCUCAAAGUCAAAAAAAUUUUGUGAUGUACAAUUUUUUUCUCAUUUUCACUAUGACAUAAAUUGUAUCUCAAUAUUGUUUGAAUGUUUGCACAUUUUUUUAAUGAGCUAACACUUUGUGGUUUUCAAUGCUGGAUCAUUCCAAACAACUGAAUACAACAAUAAAAUGGAGGCACUGUU